Molecule: messenger RNA, 651 nt
Organism: Rhopilema esculentum
Lineage: Eukaryota; Metazoa; Cnidaria; Scyphozoa; Rhizostomeae; Rhizostomatidae
Product: RNA-binding protein 7
Biological process (GO): regulation of alternative mRNA splicing, via spliceosome
Cellular component (GO): nucleus
Molecular function (GO): single-stranded RNA binding
Source: RefSeq, a predicted model, not a curated record
AUGUCCAAAGCAUCGAAAUCUAGCAAUUCCUUUUUCGAUAGCUCUCGCUCAAUAUUUAUCAGUGGACUGCAUUCUAGAGUGACAGAGGAAAUUCUUUGGGAGCUUUUUCUUCAGGCUGGCCCGCUUGAAAAUGUGAGGAUCCCCAAAGAUAGAGACACAGGUAAGCAAAGGACAUUUGGUUUUGUUGUCUACCAAGACAAAUGCUCAGUUCCAUAUGCUUGUGAGCUUUUUGACACAUUGAAACUAUUUGGUCGUCCAAUCAACUGCAAACCACAAAACAAUGGAUCUAACAGUCCAAAAGCAACUCCAAGUCCAUCUCAUGCAAUUUCAUAUUCUGAUGAUGAUAGUAGUAAUUACCAAAGGAAUGAAGAGGCAGUUAGAACACCAAAGCUUGAUUUUUUUGGAGUAGAUAACAGCCCAUAUGGUAGAACACCUGAUUCAAAUUUUGCUGGCAACAGAAGGCUUCAACUCCACAGAUCCUAUAGUGGAGGUAUGCCUUCACCUUUGCUGGACCUUAGGACCCAGGCUCUCAUGAGUCAGAGCUCUCUUCAAUGGGCAGAGCAAAAUUUUCCUCAUGACAGCCCUGGCCCCAUGAGGAGGUCACGAGGAACUUAUGGAGAGGGGAGUAGAAGGCUGGGGCAACCAUAUUAA